Molecule: messenger RNA, 984 nt
Organism: Bactrocera oleae (olive fruit fly)
Lineage: Eukaryota; Metazoa; Arthropoda; Insecta; Diptera; Tephritidae
Source: RefSeq, a predicted model, not a curated record
GAAAAAAGUUGAAUUACGCUUGUGAUUAGGAAUGAUGAUAGUCCAAGCCGAGCGUGCAAACUAAAUAUUUUCGAUCGGCGUUGAUCAGUGCGAAAGUGACAGUUGAUGGGAGAGCGUCGCGUCGAGCGCAACACGGCACGGAAGACACAUUUGAAGCGAGCGGCGACGCGAUAAGCGAAAACAAACAAACUAAAGAAAAAAGAUUAACACUCAAACUAAUACAAAUACAAAAACAAAUAAAAAUACAAAAUAAUUCCGUGUAAGCAAAUAAGCAAAAUCAAUUUAAUCACAAUAAAAAAAAACGAUUAAGAAAAAAGAGCAUCAAGUUGCAUGUGUGUAAAUACAAUAAUGUUGUCAUCACUAAAGUCAACAGCUUUGUUAUUGUUGUUGUUGUUGAUUGCAACAGUGUUUUCGUUAGGCGCUGCAAAGAAUUUACGAUAUAAACACGAAAUAACAACAAUAGCAACAGAGGCAGAGACGUUGCAGCCAACAACAACAACGCCGAAACCGCCAACCACAGUCAAAACAACCACAACAACAACAACAAAGUUGUUGCAAAGCAGGCCGCCGAGUCAGCAGAAUAUAGUAGAUUGCGGAAAAAGCGAUAAAAUCGUUUUUCCAACAAAUGACGAUUCCGAGGAGGACAGCAAAUUCGAUGUUUAUGGCUUGAAGACAACACCACCGCCACCAAAACAGAAUGAAGUGAAAUUAGUUAAUAUAAUGACCCCUACCGAAUCAACUAUUAUAACAACUACAAAAUCAACCACGGAAGCCAGUGAUUCAGUUUCGAACUCAACUGUAAAAUCUUUUGACAAUCGUGUGGGUGUUCUAAAUUUGCCGCCACACUGUCCCAAAGGAUUCGUGGUAGUUAAUCAGUACUGUCAUCAACCAGCAUAAUGUUAGAAAAUGUCAAUUUAAAUACGUAAUAAUAUAAUACUGUUAUUGAAAUUUUAAAAUAAAUUUACUUUCAUAGACUAAACGAAA